GUCGAUAGCCUCCUUUUGCGGCUAAAACGUUUCUUAAAAAAAGUAUUACUAACGAUAUUAACAUACGUAACGUUAAAUACACGCAAUUCAUAUAUUCUAUCAUAUUGUACAUAAAGCACGGUCAGCCUAUGCACGCGAUUUAUUCAGCUUGAAAUUCAUUAUACAAUAUGCUCAGAAUAAAAAAUUGGUUCUAGCGUCAUCGAAUAACUCGAAAAUUUCUUUUUAUCUCCUCCGUUUAUCUGAUGAAACACAAACAAACAUAAAAACUUAGAUUUUUAUACCAAUGAUCUGACUGAUAAACUUUCUCGAAUCUCUUCAUUGAUACAAAACCAAAUCCGAUAGGGUGAAAAUCUUUUGGAAUCCUUCUAUCUGGGCAAAGAUUGACAAGAGGACUGAAUUGUGCAGUAUUUAGAACUUUUACACAUGUUACUGGCAGUUAUGCAUUUCAUGUCACUAAAAUUGCCAAGCGUAUGAUUUUAACCAUCCCAAUCUCGGGAAGAUUCGGCAAAAUUAUCUAUUUUACGCGCUCAACUUUUAUAUAUGGAAUUAAAUUACUAGAAAGCGAGCGGAAUUACCCGAAAUUUUGUUUUAAAUUUUUUCAUUUUUUAUUUUUAUUUUUUAUUCAUUUUUUACCAUAGACUUUUCAAAGAGACAUUUUCUGAGUGGUGACGAUGGUGAGUUGCGAGGAGUGUGAGGAGUUUCUAGACAAGCACGUGGACGUGAACAAGUUCAGGUACCUCGGACUCGGAUACAUCAACGCCAUGAUCCUCAUCUACUCUCUGCUGCUCCCGUUUGUCUACUUUCCCACCAUUUUCCCCAACCUUAACUCCGGUUACAUCAUUCUGCACAUUCUUGUCUUCAGCUAUCUGUGGGUGUGUCUGGUUUACAACUACUUCCAAAUGGUAUUUUCUAGACGGGACUUUUAUCGUCCAGUUACAGUCGAUCCGAGCAGGACGGCCCGUAUGCAUUACUGUAAGGUAUGUAGAGCAACUGUUUUGAAGAGAGAUCAUCAUUGCUACUUCUACGGAGUUUGCGUUGGAUACUACAACUUAAAGCACUUCAUGUUCGUUCCCUACUGGGGUGCCGUUUGCUGUGCUUAUUCUCUCUUCGUUUUCUCCAUCUACUACCCAAUCGCAUACAAUUUCAAUCCCGACACCGUGUACAAGUUUGUCAACCACGUUAUGGGGAACAUUCUCAUGGCUGGUUUGAGACGCAAAUCUUUGUAUCUGGUAGUCAACAUAACCCUUGCUAUUUUGGCAACUCUUAACACCAUUCUGCUACCUCUCAUCACACUCAUGUUUCUCUAUCUGACAGCUGUCAAUCAGACUACGCAUGAAUACAGCAAAGGCAUCAGAAAGUAUUCUCGCAGUCUACAUCAGAAUUUGACUGAAGCUCUUGGACCAAAAUACUGGCUACUCCUCUUUUCUCCAUGGACUUUUCAGCAGACAGACUACUUUGCAAUCCCAACACAUCAUGUAGAUUAAUGGGUUUAAUUAAAAUUUACUAGCAA
This is a messenger RNA of Symsagittifera roscoffensis, 1510 nucleotides long. RefSeq names its product palmitoyltransferase ZDHHC22-like. The coding region runs from base 672 to 1484 and encodes 270 amino acids. Lineage: Eukaryota; Metazoa; Xenacoelomorpha; Acoela; Convolutidae. Gene Ontology annotation, molecular function: palmitoyltransferase activity. The record is from RefSeq and is a predicted model, not a curated record. The transcript has 4 exons.